Molecule: messenger RNA, 6550 nt
Organism: Archocentrus centrarchus (flier cichlid)
Lineage: Eukaryota; Metazoa; Chordata; Actinopteri; Cichliformes; Cichlidae
Product: transcriptional regulator ATRX-like
Exons: 35
Coding region: 191-5905 (1904 amino acids)
Cellular component (GO): nucleus
Molecular function (GO): ATP binding; ATP hydrolysis activity
Source: RefSeq, a predicted model, not a curated record
UGAGCAAAAUAGCACCAUAGACGGGCUCUGGGUUGCGGUUCGGUUGUUGUCAAUUUUGUUAGCUGAAGCGGGUGUGUGGGAUGCGAUGUGGACCUCACAUUAAGCGCUAUAUUUUUUGUGUCCCAGAUUAUUUUACUACUAUGAAAGUAUAAAAACUUGAACGGUUUCAUUUGUUCAGCUGCUUCGCGACAUGUCCGCAGCGACACUGAGCAACUCUACCAGCAAGCUGAAUGUAUUGGUCAACAGGCUUCAUGAGUACUUGGCUAAUUCCGCUGCUGAGGACAGCAGUGGCACAGCAAACUUGGAGGAUGCUGAUGGUCUGACAAACAGGUGCUGUCCCACCUUAACAGAAGCUGGUGCUGAUAGCAAGUACUCAAGACGAAAACCUUCAGUUGUCAUAAAGCACUCUGGACUGGAUGAAUCUGGGGACUCAAAUGCAAGUGAGGACUUGGAUAUACCAGUUAAUGCAAAUGGUCACCUUGAUCUCACUAGAUUGCCUAAAGGCACUGCAUUGGUCAGGCCUGAACCAGUUGACAGCGGCAGAGAUGAUUUCAGAGGUCCAGAGUUUCGCAGCCGGAAAUCAAGCGUACUGCGGAAAGAAUUUUCAAGAAGACGUGGAGGAGUUGAACACAUUGGAAUCGUGAGUUGCACUGCAUGUGGCCGACAAGUUAACCACUUCCGGAGAGAUUCCUUGUAUCGGCAUCCAGUUCUGAAAGUCCUAAUUUGUAAGUCUUGCUACAACUAUUACUCAAGCGAUGACAUCAGCAAGGAUUGUGAUGGGAUGGAUGAGCAGUGCAGGUGGUGUGCUGAAGGAGGCAACUUGAUCUGCUGCGAUUUCUGUAGCAAUGCUUUUUGCAAAAAGUGCAUUCUAAGAAAUUUGGGAAGGAAAGAACUGUCGGGCAUCUUGGAGAGCAAAUGGUACUGCUAUGUGUGUAGCCCAGAACCCCUUUUUGAUCUGGUCAUGGCUUGUGACAGUGUUCUUGAGAACAUGGAACGUUUGUGGCAACAGCAGCGCAAGAGGAAUCGAGUUGAUCCGGGGAAAUCUGAGCUUUUCCACAUGCUGCCACACUCACCACAAAACAUUUCUCUGGAUAAAUGGGAUCACACCGGUAUGGAUGGUAAUGUGGUGUUCAACUACAGCAUGCUGCAGGUUUCCAAGGAUAUUACCAAAAAGGCCAAACAUUUAGUGGACUCAACAAACACUUUAAACCAAACUUUUGUCAAUUUCAUUCACGCUGUGACACAAAACAAAGAAAGCCCUGGUGUUCGCACUCGGUACCUGAACUCUUUUUUGGAAGUAGUUAAAGGCUUGAGAAAAUCUCUAGCAGCACUGGAAGAUAGCCUUAAGGAAGAAUUCAGUGAUUUGGAUGUGUUGAGCAGUUGGGAAAAACUCCUUAGUGAUGAUUUUGAUGGCCUUGUAACAGAAACAGACUUAGAGCUAGAUAUCUCCCAUGAAAGAUGCUUGAGUGGCUUGCAGAAAUUGGCAGCUGAACAUUUAGAAGAUAAUGAUUCUGACUCUAAGGGCUUUGCAGAUGGGACUCUACAAGACUGCCCUAGGAAGGGCAUGGAUUCAGGUUCUCAUGAAGCCAGAAAGAGAGCACAAAAGAUUGGCCUGAAGUCUUCUGAAAGUGGGGUUGACAUGACUAAAAAACUAGUAGUACAACUUACACCUGUAGCUAUGGAGCAGGAGCCAUCCUCUGUGCCCCCGAAAACUGAGGAAGGCCUCCACAAGAAAGAUAAGAAGUCAAAGGAAAAACAUAUAUCAGAAGAUGAAGAAACUAGCAAGUUGAGCAAUGACAAUUCCAGUGCAUCUCUGUACCUAGAAGAAGAACAGGGCAAUAGACGAUCUCCUCGUGUGAAGACUACCCCUUUGCGCCGACCAAGUGAUGUGAAAACCAAAACAUCUCUGUCAGCAGGAGACAGUGACUCUGACUCUGACACUGGGGAGACCCCCAACACAGUGCCUGCUAAAAACACCGAAGAACAAAGUCUGAGCAGGACAAGAGAUGACUCUGAUUCGGAUGAAGUCCCUGCUGCUCUCCUUGAGCGUGCAGCAAUGACACAAAGCUCAGAUGAAUCCCAGAGUGAUGAGGAUGGUGGUAAAACCUCACCAAAUAAAGUGGCGAAGAAAUGUCUCUUUUGGCUUAAUAAGAAUACCCCAAUCUCACCAGAGAAGAUCAGGCGAAAACGAAAGAUAUUGGACCGCACCCCGGAGACCGACUCAAGUAACAGAAAAAUCAGUGCUCGACGGGAAAGCGGCACAGAUUCCUCAAGCGAUGAUCAAGAUUCACAAAAGAAAAUACAACACCUAAAUACGCUGAGGUCAAUAGGGAAGCCCCACCUUGUCAAAAGAGAAGAGGAUGGAGUGUCUAGAAAGCGAAGUAGGCUUCAAGCUGAAGAGACUAAGACUACAUCUCAUCAGGAAGCAAUGGAGUCAUUGUCCUCAUCAAGUGAAGACGAACCUGACGUUGAGUCUGGGAGUGAUGGAAGUGAUCAGAAGAUGAAGCCAAUCACAGAAGAUGUGGCCUUACUAGGAGCAGCUGCAUUCCACCAAUCGUCAGGAGAUGAGGAGCAGUCUGGGCCCUCAUGGGCAGCAGAAGAUGACGAUGAUCCAGAAAAUAGAAUCGCUAAGAAAUUGCUUUUGGCCCAAAUUAAAUCCAACUACUCUUCGGGUGACGAUAUCCCUUCAGAUGAAGAAACACAGGAGGAUGAAUCUGAUUCAGUGAGCGACGAGAUCAAACGAGGCAAUGAGGACAAUGGAACAGAUGAAGAUGGAGAAGACUUGACCUCAGAAUCAUCUGACAGCACAUCCGAUGGCCCAAUCUACAGGCACCACCUUCUCCACCACAAACUUACCUUAGAUGAGGAAACAUCACAAGACAAAUCUGUGCCAAAGAGUGAAGUAGGAAAAUGGGAGCGGAAAAGAGGAGUCAAUAAAGAACAUCAGAGCUCUGUUAGUGAAAAUGAGGCCGACAGUAGUGCGUUGGAUGAAGAUGCUGGGAUGAGUGAGGAGCUGAGUGAGUCGGAUGACGAGGCUGAUGAUGGGUUUGAAAGCUCCAGAGCAAACACUAAGGGGAUGGAUGAGCUUCAUAGUUGCGAAAAGAAGAAACAAGUGCCUUGCAUUUUGUUAUCUGACUCCAGCAGUGAAAAGAGUGAUCAAGAGGAUGCAUCUGAGCAGACCAGCGACAUUAAAGGCACCCCAAAACAACGCAAAAAGAUUCGCAAAAUCAUUGAAGAUGCAAACCUUUGUGCCGAGACCCAGGAAGCCUUGAGAGAGGAGGAGGAGAGAUGCAAACGUUUGGCAAAUAGGGAUCAACAGAUGGAAGACAGGAGAGAGAUAAUUGUUAUAGAGGAUGAGCUGUCUCAAGUGGCAUGUCCCAUCACAACCAAGCUGGUCCUGGAUCAGGAUGAGGAGACCAAGAAGUCUCUUGUUCAGGUGCACAGGAACCUGGUGACAAGACUGAAGCCUCAUCAGGUGGACGGUGUCCAGUUUAUUUGGGAUAGUUGUUGUGAGUCUGUGAAGAAGGCCAACUCUUCUCCUGGAUCAGGCUGUAUACUGGCGCACUGCAUGGGCCUAGGAAAGACUCUGCAGGUGGUAGCAUUCCUCCACACGGUGUUGCUGUCAGCAGAACUGAAAUUCAGAACAGCUCUGGUCGUGUGUCCACUUAAUACCAUCCUCAACUGGGUCAGUGAGUUCAAGAAAUGGCAAGACAACAUGGGAGAAGAUAAAGUCAAGGUGACAGAACUGGCUACAAUAAAAAAUCCCCCAGAACGACUCAGAGCUCUGCAGAGGUGGCAGAGAGAGGGAGGUGUUAUGAUAAUGGGGUAUGAAUUGUACCGCAUCCUGUCACUAGGAUAUAAAAUCAACAAUGAAGAGUGGAAAAAAGAGUUGAAGCGCACGCUGGUGAAUCCAGGUCCCGACUUUGUGGUUUGUGAUGAGGGGCACAUCCUGCGUAAUGAUGCAUCUAAUAUCUCCAAAGCUAUGAAUAUCAUCAGGACACAAAGAAGAGUGGUGCUGACUGGAACGCCACUGCAGAACAACCUUGUGGAGUACCACUGCAUGGUCAGUUUCAUCAAGAAGAACCUUCUGGGCUCACUGGGUGAAUUCAGAAACCGCUUCAUAAACCCCAUACAGAACGGCCAGUGUGCUGACUCCACCCCAAAAGAUGUCAGAAUCAUGAAGAAGCGAGCACAUGUACUGCAUGCAAUGUUGGAUGGAUGUGUGCAGAGAAGAGAUUACUCAGAGCUUAGACAAUUUCUGCCUCCAAAAUAUGAGUAUGUGCUGGCAGUGCGGGUUUCCCCACUUCAGUGUAAGCUAUACCGCUACUACCUUGACCAUUUCACGGGUGUGGGCUCCUUAACUAACAGCACAAAGAUGAGGCCUGGAGCAAACCUGUUUAAAGACUUUCAGGUCCUCAGCCGAAUUUGGACUCAUCCGUGGUGCCUUCAGCUCAGCUACAUGAGCAAUGAGAAAACGGGAUAUUUUGCAAAGAAGAGUAAAAGCAAAGCAGCAGCUCUGGUGAACGAUGCAGAAACCCCUGUGGCUAACACUGAGGGAGGACUAAAAGAGAACAAAGGACAAGAGGGGAAUAACAGUCACAACAGUACAGAGCUUAUCAACAAUUCCAAAGCUGCCCCAGCAGUGGAAGGAGAGAAAGAACUCAUCGGCUUGACGUCUCAGAGUCCUGAUGAGGGCUGGUACAGGAAUCUUCUGCCUGGAAGUGACGCCAAAGUUCUGGAGCACUCUGGGAAGAUGGUGCUUUUGUUUGAGAUCCUCAGAAUGGCUGAAGACCUGGAGGAUAAAGUGAUUGUGUUCAGUCAAUCCUUGAUCUCCUUAGACCUGAUUGAGGAGUUCCUCGCAGAUUCUCACCGUGCCAGAGACCCAUCAGCAUUGAAAGCAGGCUGCUGGAUUAAAAAUGUUGAUUAUUACCGCCUCGAUGGUUCCACCAGUGCGAUACUCAGGAAGAAAUGGGCAGAUCAGUUUAACAAUGCUGCCAAUGUUCGUGGCCGAUUGUUUCUCAUCUCAACGAGAGCGGGCUCACUUGGCAUCAACCUUGUGGCUGCUAACAGGGUUGUCAUCUUUGAUGCUUCAUGGAAUCCCUCGUAUGACAUCCAGAGCAUAUACAGAGUGUACCGCUUUGGUCAGCUGAAACAGGUGUUUGUGUACCGUUUCUUGGCCCAGGGCACCAUGGAGGAAAAAAUCUACGAUCGUCAGGUGACCAAGCAGUCUCUGUCUUACCGAGUAGUGGAUCAGCAGCAGAUUGAGAGGCACUUCACUUUUCAUGAACUGACUGAACUUUACACAUUUGAUCCAGACCUGCUCAGUGAUCCAAACUCUAAGAAGAGCAAGAGACCAGUUUCUGUGGUGCCAAAGGAUACAAUUCUGGCACAGCUGUUACAAACCUGCAAAGACCACAUAGUGUCUUAUCAUGAGCACGAAUCCCUGCUGGACCAUAAACAAGAGGAGGAGCUCAGUGAGGCAGAACGCAAAGCUGCUUGGGCUGAGUAUGAAGCGGAGUCACACCCAGCCAGUGUUCCAGCGAGCUCUCACCAGGAUAAUUUGGAUUUGAAGACCAAUGAAGAGCUAUUGGAAAUGCUUAACAAAAGCAGAACAACGGUUUCAUUUACCUUCCUGGCACUGCAGAAAAUGAGGUCUCAUGCUGUUGAGGACUACAUGUUGCUAGUGCGGCAGCAGUACCCCCACUUACCUGAGGUGGAGGUAAAGAGCAAAGCUGUGAUCUGGAGACAAUAUGACCUGAAGAGGCAGGCGCAUAUAAAAGCCAUUUAUCGAGAUUCUCUUGAACAGCAACAAUCUCUCACCCUCAGAAUUCAUGGAAUACUGAACGGUCGAAGAAACACUGUGAUGCAGACGACUGCGACUGUGCAGCAGCCUGGACAGACCUGAGCAAUAGUGUUGUUAUAGGAGGAGAAAGUGGUGGUUUUAUUCCUCUUCACAUUAUCAGGGCCUUAUUUUGUCUCUGCUGUCCCAGAGAACUAAAUGUUUUACAAGAGUAGUGUGCACGGAGCUUCCAAAGCGUUUACACAAUACAGCAGCACUGUGUCAGUUUGGUUUAGCACUUUAACUUUCAUAGGAAAUGUCAUCUUUUGCUGAUGUAUUUUAUUGUGAGGUUGCAGGAACUGGGUGGUUGUUUGGCUGCCUCAUACCAAAAGCAAACAAUUUAACACUGAAUUGUACGUCUUAAUCCUUGACCUGCUGAUUGUAUAACUUUUAUGACUUAAGGUGGACCCAGUAUCUUUAUCUUCUGUCAUAUAUAUACUGAUGAUUAUUCAUAUUAAUUAAUGUCUAAUAAUGUAAUAAAAUUCUUUUUUUUCCUACUAUUGACUAUGCAUGAUAGUAUUCCUAUCAGUGUCUUCUCAUGCAUACAACCCUGACUGCUGUUUAAACCUUCUGUUUGUUUGCAAGGGAACCAAUCAGAAGAAAGUAGGCUUAAAGGGUGAAGGCAGCCAAAGGGUUUGUUUCAGAGGAUGAUCUGAGGCGUGGAACCAAGGCCCAGAAUUGGGCAAAUAAGGAUUAUUUUGAAGUUAUACU